Arachis duranensis is the source of this 1476-nucleotide messenger RNA. RefSeq lists its product as uncharacterized. The record is from RefSeq and is a predicted model, not a curated record. Gene Ontology annotation, molecular function: zinc ion binding; nucleic acid binding. Lineage: Eukaryota; Viridiplantae; Streptophyta; Magnoliopsida; Fabales; Fabaceae. The coding region runs from base 1 to 1476 and encodes 491 amino acids. The transcript is spliced from 3 exons.
AUGGUGAAUCUUGCGAACACUAUAGAGGCGAAUGCUGCUGGGACUCUACAAGCUGUGCAGAGGUUAGGCCAACCUAUUGGAAAUGGAAACAGAGACAAAAAUGGGAAUGAUAAUGCGGAAGGAAAUGGUGAUAACAUGGGAGGUGCUCCGAUGACCUUGGCUACUUUUCUCAAGCAUGUUCUGAACAACCAGUAUGUAGAGUUUGCUGCGUAUAAGCUUUUGGGAGAGGCUCAAGAUUGGUGGCAAGGAGAAUGCCGCUUGCUACAGCUUCAGAAUGCCAAUAUCCCUUGGGAUGUAUUCCAAACGGCUUUCUAUAAGAAGUACUUUCCUGAAUCUGCAAGGGAAGCAAAAGAGAUGAAACUAAUGCAGUUGAAGGAAGGUUCCUUGUCUGUGGCGGACUAUACUAGCCGAUUUGAGGAGCUUUAUAGGUUCUCUAGGGUGUGUCAGAGUACCUCGGAGACCUAUGAUAGUUGGAAAUGCAUUAAGUAUCAAAGGAGCUUGAAGGAUAACAUUAUGACUGCUGUGGCUCCUUUGGAGAUUCGGAUCUUCUCCAAUCUUGUGAACAAGGAGAGAGUCAUUAAAGAAUAUGCAAAGAUAGUAGCCUCAUCAAGGGACACUCAUAGAGGAAACAAUAGUCGUGGACGUGGCAAGUACUUUCAGCCAAGGGGUGGUUGCUUUAACUGUGGUUUGCCUGGUCAUAUUGCAAGGGAUUGCACUCGUGGGAAGAACCCAAAUGUAGGUCAGAGUCAACACCAAAGGCGAGUAUAUGAUGUGAAUGCCAAGGAUGCUACUAAGGUGAAUCCUCUAAUGAGACGUAACUGUUUAAUUGGUGAUAAAACCUUAGUUGCAUUAUAUGAUACUGGAGCUUCUCAUUCAUUUAUUUUAUUUGACAAAGUUGAGGAGCUAGGCUUGAAAGUGUCGGAAUUAGCAUUUGAAUUGCAUGUACAUACUCCGCAUCAGACGGUUAUGACUUGGUCAGGUUGUAGGCAAGUAGGUUUCAAGCUUGAGGGUAGAGACUUCGUGCAUGACUUGAUUUGCUUACCAAUGGUUGGGUUGGAGAUGAUUUUAGGGUUUGAUUGGUUGUCAAAGAACCGAGUUUUAUUGGAUUGCUUUGAGCGGUCAAUUCAGUUUAUGCCGAAAGGAGAAAAUGGAGCAGUGAUAGCUAAGGGUUAUUACCUGAACUCUGUAAUAGUGCACUGUAGUGGGGAAGAGUAUCAGGGUUAUAUACUGUUGACUGCGAAUACGUUAGGUGAUAAUCAGAAGUUAGAUCAAAUCUCGAUAGUUAGAGAAUUUCCAAAAGUGUUUUCGGAAGUGUUUCCGGAAGAUAUUCUUGAGUUCCCACCCCAAAGGGAGAUUGAUUUUGCGAUUGAAUUGGUGUCAGGAGCCGGACCAGUGUCGAUUGUGCCGUAUAGGAUGGCUCUGAUAGAGCUGGCAGAAUUAAAGACUCAGUUGGAAGAGUGGUGUAUGAAAUUGUGA